AUGAAAACUUCUAAUUCUUUACCAAAUUUUACUCCAGAUUUGGAUAAAUCGUAUGAGAUUGUUAAUCCUGUUGAAAAUAAAAUAAUUCAAAAAAGUUUUAUUGACGAGGAGGAUGAAGAUGAUAAUUUAUCAUCAGAUGAUGAUUUGUCUACUACCUCAUCUGAAUCAAGUGAUUACACUGGAAAAUUAAUAGAGGGUAAUAAAGCUGAUACCCCUUCUCAGAGGAUAGCCAAAGUUCGCGACUUUAAACGAAAAAACAUUUCAUCACUUACUUCAUUCCGUGUUAUAUAUAUGGGAGAAGAUGUACCAAAUACUUGUAAACAUGGUGUAUUCUCUAAAUUAUGUGAAAGUCUUGGUCAAUAUUUUUUGGAUGAAGUAAAAAAACCAAUAACACAAGAAAUCAGCGAUGAAAAACGUUAUGUAUUAUGCCCUGCAACAAAUCUACCUAUGCCUAAUAAUACUGUUUAUGAAUAUUAUACAGAUAGUGGGGUAUCUGUUUAUGAAAUUGAUCUUACUAAUAAAUCAUUGACAGAAGCAAAAGAUAAUUUAUUUAAAACCCAUUUCAAGAUUGACAGUAUAGAUGACGAUGAUGGUGAUGGCAAUGAUGGUGAAGAGGAUGAAUCAUCUAAUCAACAUUUAUUUGACCUAUGUGUGGUAUUUAUACCACCAGAUUUAGCUCGCUUUCCUUCUUUUCUUAUUAAAACAAUGCAAGAACUACAAAAAUUUGUAACCUUAUUACCUAUAAUUAGUUUGUACGGUCAAGAGUUAAUAUUUAAUCAUGAAAAGGAUCAAAAACGUAAAGAUAUAUUAAGGCAUUUAGAAAACAAUAAAAUAGAAAUGUUUGUAUGGAGAGCUGAUAAUAUGGCUGAGGAUUUAGACAAGAAGGGAAAACCAACUGGCAAAUUUAUUGAAACAAAUUAUUCAAACAAACUAUUAACAAUUGAUGAUUUCUCAAUGUUAAGUUCAGAAAAAGUUUACCAUGAUAUGCAAAUAUUAAGAGCUCGUGCAAUUCAAUUCAGAAAAGAGCAUAAAUCAAUGGCUGAGUUAAAAAAACGUAGCAAAAGAAUAGAUAAUAAAGUAAAAUUAGGAAGGAAAAUUAGUAUAGUGAUAACAGCAAUUUUGAUAGCAUAUCUUUCGAUAUUUAUUAUGGCAAAUUUUGCUCAGUGGACUCUAAUUCCUGCUGACCUUGCUAGUUCUUUAGGAACAGUAUCUAAAGCAAAUCUCGGGCAUGAUGAUGAUAUCAUUAUCAGUAAUAAUCAUAAUAUUAAUGAAUUUUUCUCUCAAUACAAAACUUUAUCAAAAUACAUCAGAAUCUGGCAAACAUCUUCCAAUAAAUUUGAAUUUGAUAUCAUUAAACCAUUUAAUAGCAAAAUAACCAAAGAACUCAAUGUCAUUUUAUAUUAUGAUAAACAAAAAUCAAUAAGAAAACAAGCAAAGAUUAUUGGCAAGAAUCACUAUUCAUUUGAAAUUAAUGGUGAAGAUAGUGCUAACAAUUCUAUUAAGAAAAAUGGAAGUAAAAUAUUGAUAAAAAUCGUUGAUAAAAAUGGAGUUGUCAUAAAAGAAUUUGAAUGGCCAAAGGAUAUAGAGAAACAAAAUAAUGAUAAAUCAAUAGAAUUGAAAAAAUUAAGUCAUAAAGCUCUUAAUAAAAAUGAAGAUAAUGGCAUUAUUAGCAAUAAAAAUAAUUACAAUUACUUAUAUGGAUUUGGAAGUGAGAACAGUGUUGUAAAUCUAGUAACCGAAGGAAUUCUAAUUAAUGUUAGAAAAGCUACAAGUUUAGCUGUUAAUUUAACACAAGAGACUUUUCUAUAUAUAAGUGAAAAUCUUAAAUUUUGGAUACCUUUUGCUUUUGAAAAAAAGUCUAAUUUUAGAAGGAUUGCUAAUACUGCUAAAUUAAAGGCUGAGAAGGAAGAUGAUGAUUUGUCUACUACCUCAUCUGAAUCAAGCGAUUACUCUGGAAAAUUAAUAGAGGAUAAUAAAGCUGAUACCCCUUCUCAGAGGAUAGCCAAAGUUCGUGACUUUAAACGAAAAAACAUUUCAUCACUUACUUCAUUCCGUGUUAUAUAUAUGGGAGAAGAUGUACCAAAUACUUGUAAACAUGGUGUAUUCUCUAAAUUAUGUGAAAGUCUUGGUCAAUAUUUUUUGGAUGAAGUAAAAAAACCAAUAAUGCAAGAAAUCAGCGAUGAAAAACGUUAUGUAUUAUGUCCUGCAACAAAUCUACCUAUGCCUAAUAAUACUGGUUAUGAAUAUUAUACAGAUAGUGGGGUAUCUGUUUAUGAAAUUGAUCUUACUAAUAAAUCAUUGACGGAAGCAAAAGAUAGUUUAUUUAAAAACCAUUUCAAGAUUGACAGUAUAGACGACGAUGGUGAAGAUGGUGAAGAGGAUGAAUCAUUUAAUCAACAUUUAUUUGACCUAUGUGUGGUAUUUAUACCACCAGAUUUAGCUCGCUUUCCUUCUUUUCUUAUUAAAACAAUGCAAGAACUACAAAAAUUUGUAACCUUAUUACCUAUAAUUAGUUUGUAUGGUCAAGAGUUAAUAUUUAAUCAUGAGAAGGAUCAAAAACGUAAAGAUAUAUUAAGACAUUUAGAAAACAAUAAAAUAGAAAUGUUUGUAUGGAGAGCUGAUAAUAUGGCUGAGGAUUUAGACAAGAAAGGAAAACCAACUGGAAAAUUUAUUGAAACAAAUUAUUCAAACAAACUAUUAACAAUUGAUGAUUUCUCAAUGUUAAAUUCAGAAAAAGUUUACCACGAUAUGCAAAUAUUAAGAGCUCGUGCAAUUCAAUUCAGAAAAGAGCAUAAAUCAAUGGCUGAAUUAAAAAAACGUAGUAAAAGAAUAGAUAAUAAAGUAAAAUUAGGAAGGAAAAUUAGUAUAGUGAUAACGGCAAUUUUGAUAGCAUAUCUUUCGAUAUUUAUUAUGGCAAAUUUUGCUCAAUGGACUCUAAUUCCUGCUGAUCUUGCUAGUUCUUUAGGAACAGUAUCUAAAGCAAAUCUUGGACAUGAUGAUGAUAUCAUUAUCAGUAAUAAUUAUAAUAUUAAUGAAUUUUUCUCUCAAUACAAAACUUUAUCAAAAUACAUCAAAAUCUGGCAAACAUCUUCCAAUAAAUUUGAAUUUGAUAUCAUUAAACCAUUUAAUAGCAAAAUAACCAAAGAACUCAAUGUCAUUUUAUAUUAUGAUAAACAAAAAUUGAUAAGAAAACAAGCAAAGAUUAUUGGUAAGAAUCGCUAUUCAUUUGAAAUUAAUGAUGAGGAUGGUGCUGGCAAUUCUAUUAAGAAAAAUGGAAGUAAAAUAUUGAUAAAAAUCAUUGAUAAAAAUGGAGUUGUUAUAAAAGAAUUUGAAUGGCCAAAGGAUAUAGAGAAACAAAAUAAUGAUAAAUCAAUAGAAUUGAAAAAAUUAAGCCAUAAAGCUCUUAAUAAAAAUGAAGAUAAUGGAAUUAUUAGCAAUAAAAAUAAUUACAAUUACUUUUAUGGAUUUGGAAGUGAGAACAGUGUUGUAAAUCUAGUAACCGAAGGAAUUCUAAUUAAUGUUAGAAAAGCUACAAGUUUAGCUGUUAAUUUAACACAAGAGACUUUUCUAUAUAUAAGAAUGCCUUCAUAG
This is a messenger RNA of Entrophospora sp. SA101, 3591 nucleotides long. The record is from the annotation of a GenBank genome assembly. NCBI's taxonomy places the organism in Eukaryota, Fungi, Glomeromycota, Glomeromycetes, Entrophosporales, Entrophosporaceae.